Messenger RNA from Micropterus salmoides (largemouth bass), 2118 nucleotides. RefSeq names its product coiled-coil domain containing 15 (gene ccdc15). The record is from RefSeq and is a predicted model, not a curated record. Bases 237 to 1592 code for a protein of 451 amino acids. Gene Ontology annotation, cellular component: centrosome. The transcript is spliced from 10 exons. NCBI's taxonomy places the organism in Eukaryota, Metazoa, Chordata, Actinopteri, Centrarchiformes, Centrarchidae.
GCGAAACUCAAACAGAUCUGUCGGUAGUUUGUUGUGCUUUAACAGAUGUUACGGGUGUGUUUGCUUUGCUCUCCUUUGUUUUCCUUGUGGUGGACGAAUAUCUUGAAUAAUACAGUCAACGAAACCGCUUUAACGUUACGUAACGUAUAACGUUAACGUCGCCAACUGACUACCGAGAUAAGAUAUUUUUAGCAGUGAGUUAGCAUCACAUUGAAUUAGCCCGGCUAACGUUACCAAUGAGCACCAGCCGGAUUAAACCUGCGAGACACGACAGGUGUAAAGCUUCAGCCAGCCGGACCACGGAGCUCCCAGCCUCCAGAGCCAACAAGGUGCUGGCCGAGAGGAACCAGGCGGUGGUGGCGGUGGGAGCCUGGGUGGAAGGCGGACAAGACUUCUCGGAGCACCCGUGUGCUCUUGCUUUACAAACUGAAAAGAUCCAGGCAGAAAAGAGGAGGGAGACUGAAGAGAGCCUUCGACAAUUUCAAGAUGAAGUACGUCAUCGUGUGGCACAGCAAGUUCAAGUCAGCAAGAAGAGACAGCAGCCUCAGGCAGACUCAGUGAUGAAACCUGAUAGGAAAAUCCUGCAACAGCAGUAUCAAGUCUGGACCCAACAUGUGUCUGCUGGUGAUAAACUGAUGUCUGCGGGAGGUGCUGUACAACAGAGGGUGAUGGAGAGGAGCCCUCAGGAGUCUAGUGAAGGCAUGAGGCAGGUCAGACUCAGACUAGCUGCCUGUCGAAUGAUCCCGCAUGGGGAAAUGAUGUCAGACCUCCCCGGAGGCAAAUGGAACAUCUCUCCGAGCAGACAUAAAGCUGAAUCUCACGUGCUGAGAGCAGAGCAGGAAGUGGAAGAAGAGGAGGAGGACGUUGAGGAAGAGGGAGAUGAUCAUCUCUUCACCAGUCGACACGAAUGUCCCCUUGUUCAGCAGAAGGUUAAUGAAUACCCAUGGUGCAGCAGUGGCACCUUUCAUCAUGGUUCAGCAUGUAUGAGUGGGACUGUGUUGUGGGAUUCUGACAAAUCACAGCCUGAUCCUGGUUUCCAGUCCAACCCACAGGUCCUGUGGCCUCUGACUGACCAAGAAGAACUGAAAAGACAGCGUCAGUUUCAGUUCCUGAUGCACCGCCGUCUGUACAUGAACAUAGAGCGAGAGCAAGUGAAAGACAACAAACAGCACAGGAAACACCUGAAGAGGACUGCAAGGAUCAAAGCAGAGAAAGAAAAGCUUCGUCUGGAGGAAGAGAGAAAGUUGGAGAGAGUUCGGCAGCUCGCAGAGGCCAGACAGAAGCUGGAGGAGCGAGAGCUGCUGAUUCUGGAGCGACUGAAGCUUGAGGAGGAAGAGAGAGCCAUGGAGCUUCAGAGGAGGAAAAAAGAAGAGAAAGGGAAAGAAGCUUCAAGGUUCAUUGAAGCUCUGAGAGCUCAGAUGAAGGAGCGACUAUCUCAGGAGAAGCUGGAGCUCCCUCCUCUCUGCUGCUGCGCGUUCUCUUUCUGGGACUCCCAUCCUGACACCUGUGCUAACAACUGUGUGUUCCACAACAAUCCCAAAGCGUAUGCCAAGGCGUUGCAUUCAACAAUGUUGAGUUUGGAUUUACAGUAAAGGAAGCUGAUGAACUGCAGGCUUCUUGCUGUCUGUUUAAAGGAACAGUCCAACAUUUUGGGGAAAAACAGUGUAACCCAGAGUCAGUUUUAUCUCUUUAUGUCUAGUACAGAGAUAGGUCCAGUACGUGUUUAGACUCCCGCCUAAAAUAUUUCACUUAAUAUUUGAUGGAUUACCUUGACAUUUUGUGCAGGCAUUCUUGUUUUUUACAUGAUGAAUCCAAAUGACUUCAUCUUGCGUUACCAGCAGGUCGAAGUUUUAAUUUAUGCUGUGAAAUAUUUCUACUUGAUGGAUUUGCGCACAUUUUGUCCAGGCAUUGAUCUUUCCUAGAUGAUGUAUCCUAAAGUCCAAAGGAAUAAUAAAAAAAUUGCUUGGUGAAGCAGUUUAUAUGAUCGCAUCAAUCCGGUGCUAUUUCAUUCAUUCUACUGUAUUUUACAUUGUAAAUGGUCACAUCGUGUCUUAAAAUGUGAUACAGCAGUGUUUGCUUUGUAAUUCAUUUCAAGAAUAAAACAUGACUGCUGAUUAA